This is a messenger RNA of Penicillium paradoxum, 201 nucleotides long. RefSeq lists its product as uncharacterized. The record is from RefSeq and is a predicted model, not a curated record. The transcript is spliced from 2 exons. Lineage: Eukaryota; Fungi; Ascomycota; Eurotiomycetes; Eurotiales; Aspergillaceae. The coding region runs from base 1 to 201 and encodes 66 amino acids.
AUGUACUCUUGCGCAAAUUACCCCCGCGGAUGCCGAGGCCGUGUCAACAGACAGGGAGCGAAAUGCUCUGACUGCGUUUCUUUGAACUUGCGUCGCCCAUCUUUUGCUUCGCCGUUCGCCCAACCACGCGAGUACAAGCGAAUGCUGCCCUCAGAACUCUUCGGCGAGUCUUCAUCCAAGGCACCCGAGCCCCAGCUGUAA